Dendronephthya gigantea is the source of this 16143-nucleotide messenger RNA. RefSeq names its product centromere protein F-like. The record is from RefSeq and is a predicted model, not a curated record. Lineage: Eukaryota; Metazoa; Cnidaria; Anthozoa; Malacalcyonacea; Nephtheidae. The transcript is spliced from 4 exons. Bases 1 to 16041 code for a protein of 5346 amino acids.
AUGGAUGGUUCGGGGAGCCGUGUCCUGGAUCAUGCUAUUUGUGGCUCAUGUAAACAUCUUUUCACUGAGAAGGAUAAAAUUAUUGAUGAUUUGAAAAGGAAUCUUCUAACGCAAGAAAAUCGUGUCAAAGACCUGGAAAAUGAAGCAAAGAAUGUUGAAAAGAGAUUACGAAACCUCGUGCAAGAAAAAGAUGCUCUAGAACAACUUGUGAAACAAGAUGAAAACAUCAGGAAUAUUGAAAUUUUGCAAAAUCAGCUAAAAUUACUGGAGGAGGAAAAGAAAUAUCUUAACGACAAGAUUAAUGAUUUUGAACACGAAACAGAUGGACUUGCCCGUAUGUUUGGGAUUCAACAAGAAAAGUUUGAAUAUGAAAUGAAGAGCAAAGAUAAAACUCUCACUGCUGUCGAAACUGAAACCAAAAGAUUAAAAGAUGAAUUGGAAAACACCAGAAAGGAGUUAGGGAAAAUGAAAACAGAAAUGGAUGCAGAGAAAGACAUCGUUGCAGAAUUGAAGAGGUCAGUUCAGAAAAAAGACGAAGAAGUUUCGAAUCUUUCAAAUUUACACCACGAAGCUAAAUUGUUCAUCAAAGAAUUAGAGAAACAACUUUUCACAGCUAAUGAAAAUUUGAGGAAUCAAAGGUCAAAAAACAAGAUUCUUGAAGAGAACAUUAGCAGUUGCAAAGAGAACGUGAAAGUGAUUAGCGAGGAAAGCAAACGUCUUGAAACGGAAAACAAUCAGCUUCGAGUGAGUCAGCUCCAAAUGAGUGAAGAAAUAAGUAGAGCAAAGAAAGAACAAGAAAAGCUAAAUGAUCGUAUACAAUGUUUACAAAUGGAAAGUACAGAAAAUCAGAAGAAAUAUGAUCAACUGAAAGAAUGUAAUGUGGAAUUGAGGCAAGACAAAAAUGAUACAGAAACGCAAGUACGAAACAUGAAGAAACAAGAUUUGGAAUUACGAACGGAUGUGGAAAAGCUGAAGAAGGAAGUCAUGUUAGUUACCGAUCAGAACCAUGCUUUAGAAAGUAAAAUGAGUCUUGUUCGAGCUGAAAUUAAAAACGUUGAAACUUUGAAAAGAAAGCUGGAACACGAACUAUCUGAAUCGCAUCAACGGCUAGAGAAAGCUGAGGAAAAUCUUGCGAAUAGAACAAUCGAGAAAGAAACAUUACAAGAAGACGUGAGUGCUUUGGAAAAAGCUAUAAAAGAACUUGAACUCAAGAAUGAACAAAGCGAUGAGCAUCUUGAGAGAACGGAAGAGAUUUUGGAAAGUGAGACUAAAGCGAGGGAGAGAUUGGAAGAAGACGUUAAGGCUUUGGACCAAAUCAUCCAUGAUUUAAAGGCUAAUAUUCAACAACAGAAAAAAUACCUCCAAGAAACUAAACAAGAACUAGAUUCAGUUCUUGUAAUGAAACAACAACUUGUGUUGGAGGUUGAAAAACUUGAAGAGUUGAAUACGGGUAUGAAAGCGAACAUAGAUACGCUGUCUAAAGAUAUCGAAAGCAUGCAUGGUGUCUGUCAAACUAAGACGGAAAAGCUUGAAGAUUUGGAACGAAGUAUGAACGAAAAGUCAAAAGUUAUCCUGUCACAUGAACAGAAAGAGCAAGAGCUUCGGAAUCAUGUUGAAGAACUGCUCGGAAUGGAGGAAAUUUGUGCAAACGAGUUGAAGAAUGUCAGGAAUGAAUUAACCAAGCUGCGAAAAGAGAAUGAGGACAUGGAGGUGAAAUAUGAGAAAGUAACUUUACAGUACCAAGAAUGCUUGAAGGAACUUAGUCAGAAAAAUGAAAUGUACAUGAAGAUUAUCGCACAGUAUGAAAAGCAGAUGGAAGAGCUAUCUCACUUCAGAGAACUUAAUGCUGAAAUCAACGGUGAAUUGAGAACUCGAAAUGAUGAAAUAAAUCUGUUAACAAUGGAAAAAGACAAACUUCUGAGAGAGCGCGAGUCUGCUCGGAUCGUGAUAGAAAAAAACUCGUCGACGCAAGCAAAUCUAAAAAAGGAACUGGAGUCAAUGAAAUUACAAAUGGAGAAAUACAAAGAUAGUGAAAAGGAGGUUUUACAAAAGUUAUCAGAAGCAAAAAGGAAACACGAAUCUGUUGUACGAGAGCUUGAUAAUGAAAGAGACGAAAUAAACAAUUUAGAAUCUCAGCUGAAGUACAGUCGAGAGAAAGCUGAACGUUGGAAGAAGAUCGGUUGUGAAAUUAAGCAAGAAAGAAAUAGGCUGCAAAUUCAACUAGCAGAUUUAGACAGAGAUCUGAAUGAGAAAAGUUCAAAUUUGGCAGAAGAGAAGUCAACCCUGGAAAACGAAAUGGGAACUUUGAAACUUGUUGUGAAACGAUUAAAAUCUAACGAGGAAAACUUGAGAGGAAAAAUAGAAGAGCUUCGUGAUGAAGUUGAUAAAUUGUCUGACGCUAAUUCUGAACAAGAAAUAGAAAUACGAAAGCUCUCCUGGGAGAAACAAAGAAUAGAGGAAAAUCUUUUCAAGUUAAAGGAUAUCGCUGGGGAAAAUAUUUCAUUACAAAACAAAUGCACCGAAAUUAAUUGUGAAAAUACCAAGUUAAAAAAUGAUAUUGAUGCACUUCAAGAGAAAGCAAAAGAUUUGGAAGAACACAAUGAGAAAAUGCUGAAAGAGCAUAAAAUUCUUCAAGAUCACGUCGAUGUCAUACAAGUGCGUAUACAUGAAUCAGCACUGGAAUCCAAACAACUGAAAAACAACAUUAAUAUCCUUCAAGACAACAAUGACGAGUUGAGUGAGGAAAAAGAACGACUUCUUAAUGAGAAUUGUCGACUUAAAGAGAAGAAAAGCAGCAUUAUCCAAGACAGAAAUAAACUUCAAGAUAUGGUCGAAUCUUUAGAUAAAUGCCUCAGCGAAAAGAAUGAUGCUUUAUCGCGGCAAAACACCUUACUUGAAAAUGAAUUAGCAGCAAGGCGAACAACGAUAAAGAAAUGUGAAGAGAAGGAACUAAGGUUGCUGAAUGGAAUACAAGAACUAAACGAAAAAAUUGAAAAUUCUAUUGAAGAGAAUGAUAAAAUCAACGGCUUAUUAAAGAAGGCAGAUUGUGAAAAUAUUCGGUUGAGGAAAAAGAUUUCUGAUUUGGCAAAGGUAGUUGAACAGAUUGACUAUGAAAGAGAAACAAGAAUAAAUCUGGAAGCAGAAUUGAGCGGAAAGGAUGAAGUAUUGAAAAAAUAUAAAGAAAGCAAGAAAAACCUCAAUGAUUUGAUAUCCACGUUGUAUAAUCAACAGGUCGAACUCAGAAAUGAAUUGCGCAAUAAAGAAAGAGAGUUUAAUGAUUUGAACGAUCAUCUGAAGACCGAGCAAAGUGAUAAAGCUAAAUGGAAGGGCGCCAUGACGAGACUUGAAGAAGAACUACAAAAAACAAAAGCAAAUGAGGUAAAAUACAGUGAUCAAGUAAAGAUUGAGCAAGAAAAAACCCAACAAGUUCUCACUAAACUUAAAGAACAGUGUGACAAUUUUAAGGAAAUGUCACAGAGAGAUAAAGAUGAAUACCACGAGAACAUUAAAAACUUCGAAGUCAAACGCAAUGAACUGUUGAACAAGAUAGAGAAGCUGCAAGAUGAUUACGAUAAAGCAAGAAAUUGUAACGUUAAUUUACAAAAUAAAAUACGAACUCUUGAGGAGGAAAUGUUCUCACUUAAAGAAAAGAAAUGUCAGCAAGAUAGAAACCUAAAGACGAAAGAUGAAAAGUUAGUUUACCUGGUGAAGGAAACUGAUGCAUUGAAAAAAGAAAAUAAUCGGUUACAAGAACACGCUGAGAAUAUAGAUAUGAUUCUUUCUAUACAGAAUUCUGCCGCGUUAGAUCAGGCAUCUGGGAUGGAGAAAGAAAUCAAAGUUCUUCAUGAUACUCUGGCGCAGCUGCGAACUAAUAGGGAUAUCAACCGAGCUGAGAUUGACGAGUUAAAAACGAAGUUAGAAACGUCAUAUAAAGAUAAAAUGGAUGCUGAAGUAAAAAUAUGUGAUAUUCAACUAGAAAGAGAGAGACUUCAGUGUAAGAAUGAUGAUUUGUUAAGUAAUUGUGCCAGACUGGAGAGGUUAGCGAAAGAAGCUGAGCAAAUUAAGCUAGAGCAUGAAGGCAAGCAACAAUUGGUUGAGAAUGAACAACAAAGAAAUCGAGUAAUCGAAGAGAAACUAGCAAAUAAAUCCCAAGAACUUUUGGAAAAGGGAAAGCUUUUAGAUACACUCAAAGAAGAAAUAUCUGGUUAUAAGAAAACGAUAGAGAAGCUGAACAUGUCCAAGGACGGACUUAUUGUCUCAGUUGAGGAACUUACACAAAUGAGCGACGAAGGUUUAAAAGAAUUACAGCGUGCACGUGAAGAAAACGAAGAAUUACUGUCGGAAAAUAAUCGUUUGACUGAAUCGGUUGCUUUGUGCAAUGACGUGAUAGAGAAUUUGAGGAAAGAAGGUGAUCGAGUCAAAACUGAUUUGCAAUUGAAAACACAAGAAGCAGAAAAUGAUAAAUUCCAGUUGCAAAACGAUGUAAAGAUGAAAGAAGAAAGUCUUCAACGACUGACAGAAAAAAACAACGAAAUUCAGGAUAGUCUUAAAAAUGUCAGGGAAGAAGUGGACGACCUUGAAAGCGAGAAUGAAGAUAUAUUAGCUGAAGUUGAACAAAUGAAAGAAGUAAACAAAAAAGCAAAAGGUGUUUUUUGUGUUCUUCAAACUGAGCACAGCAUUCUUCAAGAAGAAUUGCGAGAAAAAAGUAACGUCUGGAAUGAAGAGAAAGAGAAAUUAUCACUAGAAAUUCUUAAAAUGGAGACAGACACUACCAAUCUGAAUAAACGACUGGCUCAAGCUAAUGAUCGAAAUGAGAAACAACGCGAGUUGGAGAAAAUGCUUCGUUUCGAAAUCGACGAAUUAAGCGAUGGUUAUGUAGAAAUGGAACAAGAAGUACAGCAUCGCAACGAUGAAAUAACUUCGUUAAGAGAGAAAUUACAAACACUUUCUCAAAAUAUCGAGGAACUGGAACUUGCCCGCGAUACAGCCUGCCUUUUGAAGGAAAAACGACAUUGUGAAUUACUCAACUCGGAGAAGAAUGUCCAACGCUUGGAGAAACAUCUGAAAGAAAACCAGAAAAUGAAUAGCAAGCUACAGAAAGAAAUGGAUUCUUUCAUGGAAAGAGAAAAGUAUUUACAGCUGCAGAUAUCUUCGGAAAAAGAAUUGGGCGAACAGCAUUUGAAACAGAUUCAGGAUUUGCAAAAUUCGCAAAGAAAAGUCGACGAAGAGUUGUGGAAAGCGAAACGGGAUAUCGAAAAGCUGCAAAUGGAAAUUGAAACUUGGCGAAUCAGUGACGAUUCAAUGAAAGUACGCAUUGAAACACUGGAGGAUGAGCUCAAUAAAACAGCAAAUGAAAAGCUCGUAGCUUCAAGCCUCUACGAAGAAGCAAACAAAAAAAGUGAAGCAAGAGCAGAACAGAUUCUAAAAUUAAUGCUCGGCUUUACAGAGAAAACGGCAGCUUUUGAAACUGCUAUUGGUGAAGUUAAGAAAGAAAAAAAUGAUCUAAGUAAGGAAAUAAAUAAUCUUGAAUUCAUGCUGAAGGAAAAGUCAGGUGAAGUUGCCAGUUUAAAAGAGUUACUUGAGAACAUAAAUAUUAAAUAUGAAGAUGCGCUAUUAAUGACCUCGUUACUACAUAAUGACAUUGAAAAGAAAGAUGAAAAGAUUGCAGACCUUGAAGACAGAAGGAAAAACGUCACAAAUUUACUGGCGGACUUAGAUUUUAAAAUUGCAGAAAUUCAAAUCCAGGCGGAGAGACUCGAAACGGAUAAUGAAUCCCUCAGAAAACAAGUUGCGAGAGCGAUUGAGUCAGAAGAACAUCUGAAACAAACGUUGGAAGAGGAACGGAAAGAAUUUGCUGAUAAAUUUUCAAGGAAUUCUCGCGAAAUUCAGCAUCUUCAAAACACGAAAGAUCAUUUCAAGCACCGUCUUUUAGAAGCAAACAGCAAAAUCGAAGACAAAAACAAUGAAAUUGUGAAACUUCAAAGAAAUCAUGAGAAACUUACUGCCGAUAAACAUUGUCUAGUCAACACCAAAGAACGCUUAGAGAACGAACUAUGGAAGAUGAAAUCAGAUGAAGAAGAACUGGCGCUAACUUUAAAGACUUUAAAAGAGAAAAUAUUAAAACAAAACUCGGAAAUUGAACAUUAUGUCAACGAUUGUCAAUUAUUGGAGACCAAGUGCUCAGAUGUAUCCAGGGAACAUAAGGAAACGGAGAGGAGAUUAGUGAAAGCAAACACAGUUUGCAAGGAUUUGGAAAGUAGCUUGGAAGAAAAAAAGGCGAAGGUUUCAGACCUUCUGACGCUAUCGAGAAACUGGAAAGAUAAAGCUAAUCAACUGGAAAAGUCGCUAUCUGUUUCCACUGCUGAAAAUGAUAAACUCUUAAAAAUGAAAAACGAGGAAAUUGAAUCGUUAACUACUUCAAAUAGAGAAAUGAGAAGCGUAAUUGAUGAAGUAAAGUCAGAAUUGGACAAACAAGCGGGAAAGUGUUAUGCCAGUGAACGUGAAAACAAAGAUUUCUCGGAGGAGGACCUUGAACACUUCGAUGAAAUUUCAGCAAAAGAAGAGAAAAAGAGUUUGUUGACCAAAAUUGAAGCAAUUUCAAGAGAUUUUUGCGAAAUUAAGACUGAAAAGCAACAACUUAUGGCAGAAAACAAAGAUAUUAAUUGUGUUAUGAAGAUGAAAGAAAACGAAUUUGAAGAAGGUCGUAACGUAUUUCGGAUGUCGCAACAAAAACUGAAGGGCGAAUUAUUUGAACAUAAGAGUGCUUUAGAAAACCUUGUAAAGGAAAAUAACGACCUUCGACAGAAAGUUGGUGCAGAGAAAGCACGAACAAAACAAACAACAAAAUCGUUAAAUGAAACACGUGGAAGACUAGAAGAUCAAGAAAUGGAAAACGAGAAGCUUAAGUUACAGCUGCAGAACUCAAAUUUUGAAAGAAACUGUUUGGUAGAUGUCAAUUCAAAAGUUAGCGAUGCUCUUCUUAAGCUACAAAAGGAGUCAAAUACGUCCCUUUGUGAUGACACGAAGGAAAUUAACGUAGAAGGGAAACAAACACAACAAGAAUGUGUGUUUUUGGAAAGUGAGACGAAGAGCCAAAAAGAUAUGAUAGACCAUUCAAUCCAAUCUAAACAAGCAUUCUUAGUGAAGAGUUUUGAAUUGCAAAACAAUUUUUCACUGAUUGAGGAUGAAGUGCGCUCCCUCCGAACUGUCGUCUCUAAAAAAGAAGACGAGAUUACUGACCUUGAGGAGACACUUGACCUCCUGAAAAAGGAAAUCGACGUACAGUCUUCGCAAUUAUCCAGUUACAUACAGAAAUUAAGAGACGAAUCUAAACAGAAAACGACUGCAUUGGAAACUAUUGAAGAAUUGGAAGCCGACGUGGAGCACCUGAAAAAAGAAAAUCAUUCUAUAGCUGCAGGAUCACAAAAAAAGAUGAUGCAUUUGCAACAUGAAAUUCUUGCCAAUGAAUCCGUGAUUUGUGAUCUACGUGGAAAGAAUGUUCGGUUGGAAGAAAAUCUUCAGGUACUUAAUUCUCUGAAUGACGAAAAAGCAAACCAAAUAAAAGAACUGGAAAAUAUGGGAAUCACAAAGAAAUUGGAGCUGGAAGCUUUAGAAAAGAUAUUAGAGGAAUGUAACGAACAAAUUCUAAGUUUAGAGAAGGCUGCUGAUAUUCGCCGGGAGGAAAAGUUCUGUUGUAAUAGUGGACACGAUCACAUAGCAAGGUACGAUGAAAUAUCCUCAAAUAUGGCUGGUCGAUUAGAACAAGUUCGCGAUAAUAUUCAUUGUCGCAUGAUGGAAGAAAAGAGGUUGCAGAAGGUACUCACUGAUGUCUCGGCCCAGUCUUCAAAAUAUCAUGCAGAAUUGGAAGCAUCGGAAAGUAGUUACAAGAGCCUGAAAGUCAAGUACGAGCAGUCACAGACCCAGCUUUCCCUCGUAACUUCGAGUCGGGAUGAAGCCCUUUGCAAAGUUGCCGAACUUUCGGAGUCUUUAACAUCUGCGGAGACAAAAAUUGAAAGUACUCGAAUUUCCCAAAAUAUGGAAAACUCUAAAAUCUCGCAGGAGUUACAAAAAAUGCAAAAAGAGUUGACAUUGGCUUGUGAUAAAUUUAAAUGCAGCAUCUCCAAGUCUAUAUCCCUCGAGGAGAAGAUAAAAACAAAGGAAAAACGAAUUGCAGUUUUAGAAAAGACUGUGGAAAUGUCCGGUGUUAAUGAUAGAAUGCUUCAAAUGCGAAUAGCUGAGCUGGAGACCACAACGGAAUUACUCUCUAAUGCAAACAAGGAACUGGAAAACACAGAAAGGAGAUGUGAGGAGAAAAUAGCUGAAUUACAAAGUGCUUUGUACGAUGAAAAGGCAGGGAGGUAUGAAGAUAUCACAGAACGAGAUACAACUGUUCGGAAACUUGAAUUAAAGAAUGAAAGUUUGGGUUUGCAAAUUGUCCGAUCUAAAGAACUGCUUAACAAAAUGGAGAACUCGAGCAUUAAAUUACAAAAGGAGUUUGAUGCUUUGAAGAGUCGAUGUGAAGAGGAAGAAACAACUAGCAGUGCAGAGAUCGCUGAAUGUCAUUCUAAAAUCGUUGAACUUCAACAAAAUAUAUCGAACCUCCAAAAUGAUGCUUCUCGUCUCGAAAACGAUAGAUGCGCGUUAAUUCAGAAAAACGAAGACUUGAUGAAGACUGUUUAUAAUGUUCAAAGAGAAAAUAAAGACUAUAAGAAUACUUUAAAGCAAAACGAGAAGGAUAAAGAAGCAAUGAACACCACCCUUGAAAGAGUGUUUAAUAUAGCGUUGAAUGAAAAGGUAUGCAAUGACAUUAACAGUCAGACUAAGAGUCUUGAAAGAGUUGUCCAAGCGAUUGAAGAGUUGAAGAGCGAACACGAAAACCUAACUAAGGAGAAACAAGAUGUCAUGGAAAAUCUUUUGAAAUUAGAGAAUGAGAAUAAGAAAAUCCUCAGCCAUUAUCGCGCGAAAUGUGAACAAUACGAACUGCAGCAAGAAAAUAACGAUAAACUUGCUGAUCUCACACAAGAGCUAGAAAGCAAACUGAAUGGAUCUGAUGUGAAAUGUCAACAACUUAAUCUACAGAUACGAGAAUUGGAAGAGAAAGUAGAAACGUUAAGUGCCAAUGAAGAUCACCAGCAAUACCAAUAUCACGUGUUGGAAAAGGAGAAAGAAAAUUUAGAAAACGAGAUUAUCAACUUUAACGAAGGAAUAGAGAAACUGACUGAGAAAAUUAACGACUCCGUUCAUCUUCUCCAUGAAUCGAAUUCAGAUUCGAUCAGUGGCAGCCUAGAAGAUAGUGGUAUAGGCAUUGAUGAUAAUUCAUUGAACUUGCUUUCUAAUCGUGGAUCAUUUGAUGCUAGAGUCUUUGAAUGUAGAUUUACUAAAUGCUCCACAUUUCCUGCAAGUUCCAAGCCAAAAGAAGGAAAACAAGAAAAUGAAAAGCUACGAUAUUUAGAGACGACGGUAGAUACCUUCAUUUUGGUAAUGUCGAGAAUUGUUCCAAGUUUCAAUGAACGAGAGAAGUUAUUUUGCAAUAGAGAAAAACAAUUCGUUGACGAAAUACGAGAGCUUAAGCAAGCCUCUGUUCAGAACGAAAACCUCCUGUCGUCUUUAGAGAAAGAAGUGGAAUGUUUAGAGCUGUCACAAAAAUCAUUGCAAGAAACCUAUCAUGAAAAAGAUGAAAAGUUAAAAGAAUGCCAAAUGAAGUUAGAACAUGCCAUAUCAAUUACUAAAGAAAAAGAAAUUUCCAUCACGAUUUUAAAUGAAUCAGUCCAGGAAUACAAAAAAGGGAAAAAAGAUUUGGAAAAAGAACUAGAUACGACAAAGAAGUCACACGGACAACUGAUUAAGGAAAAUUUACAGACUUCGAUAACCAUUCACGAUUGCAAGAAAGAAUUCGAGAUUCUUAGACAGCAGUGUCUAGAAAAUGAUGCGGAGACCGAAAAGACGACAACUAGCUUGCGUUUACAGGUAACAGAACUUGAAAAUCAAAUUUUAGAGGAGCAAAAUAACAACUUGGAACUUCAGCAUCUUUGUACAACACUGCGUGGAACUGUGAAGCAACUUGAAGAUCAAGCGCAAGAAUACUCUCUGACAAUCACAACAUAUAAGAAUCAAGCUAAAGACUUGGAAAGGCAAAUAAACGAAGACGCGAAGUUGGCAGUACAUCGAUCUCAGGAAUUAGACGACUGCAGGGAACGAAUUGGAAUCCUCGAAGAGAUGAACCAGGAGAUAGAGGAGUCUUUUAAAGAGAUCAAAAACAAAUCUGACAAGAUUGGCAUUGAUCUUGAGAAAUCUCGCAGAGAAGUCACUCAACUCAAAGAAGAAAAUGUUCUGAUAAGGCUUGAAAAAAACUCUUUGACAGACAAAAUCAAAACAAUCAACGAACAGCUAAAAGAGAAAGAAAAAACUAUUAAACAGCUUUCGGAAGGAAUAACCGAAAAAGAUGAAAUGAUAAGAAAAAAUGAAGCAAAAUUAGAGCUUUUAAAAGAUUUCCUGCAGAAAAUGAAUGUGUGCAAAGAUACCUUGGAAAAAGAUGUUGAUGAAUUGAAGGACGAGAAGAGUAUUUGCCGACGACAAAUUGAACUACUAAAAGAUGAAAACCAGUGUCUUCUUGAAAGUGUGAAGAAAAAGAAUGAAGAAAUUAUUGAAAAAGAGAGCUUUAAUUUCGAACUUGACAAGAAAAACAAGGAAAUAAGAAACGAAUUAAAAGCGAACAAUACGGCAUUAACAAAAGCAUUGGAUGAAUUACACUUGUCUUUGGUGGAAGCGAGGAGAAUAUAUGAGCUGAUUGAAGGUGUAUGCAGCUUAUUUGAUCCUAACAAUGGGUACCGUUGCUCCGAAGCUGGAAGUGACGAUGAGAUGAAUACUUACAAUCUUAUUCUGUCAAUUGGCACAAGCAUAAAUAAUUUAUCCAUUUUGUCUCAUAAAUUGCUAAUUGAGCGAGAAAAUCUGCAGAGAGAUGUCAAAGAACAAAAUCUUUUAUUACAAAACGAAAAAAACGAGAGAUUGAAACUCGAAACAGAGAUAAAACAUAUGAAUGAAAAAGUGUCUGCUCUGUCCCAAGACCUCGCAAAAGUGCAGUCUUUAUCAAAAGAACAAGAACAAGAAAUAAAUCAAAGCCAAAACGAAAUAUACAUUGGGAAGCAGAGAAUUUCCGAUCUUGUCAAACUGAACGAAUCGUUAAAAGAACGAAUCAAACUGCUCAACGACGAUGUUUCUUCCAUAUCCACGCAUGCUGAUUAUUUAAAAGAGGAUCGCAAUAAGCUUGAAGAGUCGCUUUUGGAAGCUUACCACGAAGUGACUAAAUUAAAUGCAAAAUGUGAGCAACUGGGUAAAUCGGAUGAAGAAUUGAGAGCCGCCAGGCAAAAAAUUGAUGAACAGAAUAUUUUACAAGAUGAAACAAUGACUGCGAAAGAAAAUCUCACGAGAGAAUUGGAAUACACCCAGCAGAAACUGACUGAUCUUGAAAUUUCGCAGACGGAUAAAACCAAAUUACUAGCACAAGAAAGGGACAGGAUUGUAACAUUGACAAAGCUUGCGAGGAUCAAAGAGCGUGAUCUGGAAGAUGCUACAAAGGCAAUGAAGUUAAAAGAUGAGUUGAUACAAAAACUUGAAAGUAAAGCAGAAGAAAUGAAAGAGACGAACACGUUAACAAAGAAAGAACUCACGAAAGUCAUUGAGCAACUGACAACAGUACAACAAAGAAAAGAAGUUUUGUUAAAUGAAAAGGUUUCCCUUUGGAAUGAUUUUGAUGCUCUUAAACAUCACCUGGAGAAAAUACAAAAAGAGAAACAAGAGCUACAGCUGAAACUUCACAGUGAAAGUAAGAAUUCGUCGAUAGUUCUGGAGAAACUGGAGUUACAAAGGCAAGCUCUCGCGAAGUUGGAAAAUAAAGUUGAACAGCGCGAAGAAAAGUGUUCUCAACUUGAAAACGAAAAAUCUAAAAUAACUAACGAAGCAAAAGAAAAUGAAAAGAGACUUGAGUUGAAAUGUGGAGAGAUUCUUGAGAAAUAUCAUGCCCAAGAAAGGAAUAUGGACAAGACUUUGCUCAACCUGAAAAGUGAACUAGAUUUGUCAGAGUGUCUUAGAAGUGAACUAGAACGGCGAGUUACGGAAACUGAGGAGGGUAUAACAGCAUUACAAGAUCAAAAUAGCAAACUCCAAGCAGAUAUUGAAACUUUUGGUGAGCAAGAGAAUAACCUUAUUACGGAAAACAAAUAUUUAAAAGUAUCUGCGAAGGGUGUGUCAGAGGAAAAUAAGUGUUUACAGGAUUGUUUCGAUAAAGCAAACCAACACUUAGAAACAAUGAAGUCAAGUUUGGCUGAAAAAGAACGCGAAAAUAAUGAUUUGCAGAAAGAGGUCCUGUCUGGUAGGAAAAUUAUAAGCUCGCUAAAAAACGCCACUUCCACUUCCGAAUCAGAAAUAAACGAUUUAAAACGCAAAGACGUUGAAAAUAAGCGAGACCUCGAAAGACUGGAGAAGGAAAUAUCACAAGAAAAAAAUAAAGUGGUGGCGCUGCUUGAAGAUAAAACAAACCUUGAGGAAUUAUAUCGAGUUGGUCAAAACUUGGAGGAUAACUUACGAAAGGAUCUUGAAGAAGAAAGGUUGAAGAUGGAUAACAUUAGGAAUGAAAAUAUUAGCUUAAGAAAGGAAAAAACAUUCCUGGUAGGUAAAGUUGAAGACGUGGAAAAAAGAAAGAAAGAUUUGAAAUCGGAGUUUCAGACAAUAUCCUUGGAAAAACAGGAAGUGAACAACCAAUUGUUAGAGGCAAGCAGGAACCUUGAGAAGGCAAGUGAUGAUUUAUAUCGCCUUCAUGCAGUAGUUGCAAGAAUCUGUACAUCAGCACGAACGAUAGAAAAUAGGUUUCAAACAGGCAUCAAAACUGAUAACCAAAAGAAUCCCGUUCAAACGUGUUCCCCUGCCGACGCCGUUUUUGAAGAGCUGCGUAUACUGGAAAUCACAUUGACCGAAAUUUGUUCUUUGUUUGAAAAUCGUCUUGAAAGUGAAAGUCAGUCAAAAAACAACAUAAAAGAUCUAACCCUAAAAAUUAAUAUAUUAAAUGACCAAAAUGAAAAUCAAGAAGGGGAAGUACAACGUUUGAAAGAUCAUCAGAACAAUUUGCUUCAAGAAAAAGAUCAGCUUGAGACAAAAAAUAGAGAAGUGGUCAUGUUGUGCGAAAAGCUAAAUGAAGAAGUAAAAAGAAUGAAAGAAAUGCUCACAAAUGAAUGUGCUAAGAAUACGAAAAUCUCAAAUGAAUUGUCAAGCCUGAAAGCGAGGAAACAAGAAGUAUCCAGGCGAAAUCAUGAACUAGAAGUACGUCUCGAUAAAUGCCUAAAGGAGAAGGAACAUUUAAACACAAAACAAGAAGAAUUGAAGGGCGAAAUUCAUGCUAAAAAUAGCAGAAUUAGCAGUUUAGAAGCGAAUUAUGAAACGCUGCGCCAUGAAAAUGAAGAAAAUAAUGAGUUAGCUGUGAAAAGGAAAGAUCAAAUUCUUGUUUUAGAAAGCGAUCUCAAGGCCUCUGUUGAAUUUUCUGCGAUACUUGAAAAGCGAUGCACCGAAGAAAAUGAGAAUAGUAGCAAGCUGCGUCUGAGAGUCGAAACAUUAGACAGCCAAGUUUCUGCCUUGGAAAAUAACCUGAACAUAUCUCAGAAGCAAAUCAAUGAAAUGUCCUCCAAGGCGGUGUCUAUGGACGAGGAAAUUCAGCGCACUGGUAUUAUUUUACGUGAGAACGGUAAAGAAAUUAAUCAACUACGCGAGAAACUAAAAGAUAGUGAUGAAGAAUUAAGGACAAGUAUCUUUGAAAUAGAACAUCAUAAGACGGCGCACGAGAAUGCUUUGAAGUCUAAAGAGGAAACAGAAGAGAAACUGAAACAAACCGAACUCUUGUUGAACAAGUCGGAAACGUUGCUGCAACAGGAAAGACGGUCGACAAAUGAGAAGAUCAUUGAGAUGGAAAACAUUGAAAAAAAGCUAAAAUCCACCAUAGUGAAACUUCAAGAAAGGGUUGACGAGUUGACGUCUGCGUUAUCAGUUACUAUGACAAAAGAAGAAAGUACAAAACGAAACCUUGAUAACGCAAGAGGCACCAUUAAAAAAUUAGAAAACGAAUUAAGGCAACAAUUGUUGAAGACAGAAGAAAGUGAAGAAAAACAAAGAAAAAUAAAUGAACAGUUGAAUAUCUUAACUUUAGACCAAAUCACGGCGAAUGAAAAACUUGAUGAAACACUUAAAGAAAAUAAGGACUUAAAUAACGAAAAACAAGAACUGAGAACAGCUAUGGAAAUACUGGAAACUGAAACCACAACACAGAACCAGGUAAUUGAACAGAAAUUGACAGAAAUCAAAAAUCUGAAAAUUCAAUUAGCUGAUGAAAAAAAUGCCCAGCAGAAUCUUGAAAACGAGAUAUUAAAAUUGCAAAUGGAUAUAGACAUCUUGAGAAAACAGAACAGUGAACAAGAGGGACAAAUUGAUUACAUUCUGGAAACCAAUGCAGCAGAAGUCGACCAAAUCUCCGAACAACUCGUAGAAGAGAUAAGUAGAGCGGAUGAGCUCAAACGUAACAUAAAUAUAGCAAGAUCCGAGAUGAGGAAAAUGGAAGAGAGAAAUGAAAAAAUAUGUGAACAAAUUUUAAUUUCAUGUCAAUCUCUGGUAAAAGAUUUAAAACCAAGUGAUAACUGCCUUCCGAAAGACGAUUCCGGAGAUAUUACUGAUCUUUCUAAGAUAAUUGAUAUGGUCUGUUCAUCACAUACAAUUGUGCAGGAGCACAAUCACAUUCUAAAUACAAAACUAUCCGAAUUACACGAAAGAUUAGGUACAACCAGUAAGCAAAACAAAAUUUUAUUGGAUGAAAAAGCUCACUUGGAAAAGUGCCUUAUCACGGUUCAAAGAGACAAUGAUAUUAUUCAAGCAGAUCGUGAUUCAUUGGAAAAGGCAUUGGAAACAUGUCAACGCGACCUUGAAGUAAAUAUUGAUGAAUUGAAACAGCAGAAAGAAGCGCUCGAUGUAAAAGAGGAAGAGAUUAAUAGUCUGCAUUGUGAAAUAAAAGAAAUGGAUAAAAGAAGAUUUUGUUUGGAAGAGGAGGUGGGUAGAUUGCAGUUGAAACUUGGUAAUACCAUUAUUGACUUAACAACUGCAAACACCGACAAACACACUUUAGAAAACAAGAUAAGCGACUUGAUUCUCACGAACUCCAGUUUACUUAGCAACCAAGAUUCUCUUCAAAAUAAACUAAACGCGGCGGAGGAAGGAACCAAGGAAUUGUUGGAAAAGUUUUCUGCGAAACAGUCCGAAUUUUUAAAAUUAGUCGCAUUGAGAGACGCUGUAGAGGAAGAAAAAAUGGCAACUGAAAAAUGUCUGGAGAUAAAGGAAAAUGAAGUAGUUCGUCUCAAGAACAAUUUGAAUGAAUUAGAAAAAGAGAAAAUUGAUGAAAGAGAACAAAUGAGCAACUUAAAGGAGCUUAAUGACCGGUUAGAAAAAGAUAGUAGAGAUCUACAGUCGUCUUGUUCACAGACCAAGGCUGAUAAUGCCGAACUCAGUCGUCAAAUCGAAUGUGAACGAAGUGAAAACUUAACGACAAAGACUCGUUUGGAAUAUGACCUUAAGAAAGCGCUGGAGACACUGGAACGACAGCAUUCUAAAUUAUCUCAAGUACAGAAUGAAAAGAAUUUCUUGAGGGAUCAAUUGCUUCAGGCUGAAAAAGAACUUAAAGUGCUAAUGGAAGACAACGCUGACUUGAAACAACAGAUGUAUCAAAGCACGACCAUCAGCAGGAAUGAAUUAAUUACAACGAAAUUCCAGCUUUUGGAAUCAAGAAGAAAAGAAGCUGCUAUUUCGCAAGAGAACAAAUGUUUGAUAGAGCAGUUGCGAGAUAAAUCAGAAGAAUUCCAAAAACUGAAGCGUCAAGAACAAGGAUUUAAAAGAGAAGCGGAGACCAGUCGUGAAAAUAUGAGAAGAUACUUAAAUGAAAGAGACAAAUGGGAAGAAGAAGUGAAGUCAGUGAUUUCAGAAAUUGGUCAGGAGCAAAAGUUUGAGUCUACAUUGUAAUAAUGUGCGACUUUUUAUACCAAAAUAAUAAUGAUAGUAAAACUAGUUUUCUUUUCCUUUAUUAAACCAAUGUGUGCAUGCAUGUGUGUGUAUUUUUGUAAU